Molecule: messenger RNA, 222 nt
Organism: Mytilinidion resinicola
Lineage: Eukaryota; Fungi; Ascomycota; Dothideomycetes; Mytilinidiales; Mytilinidiaceae
Exons: 1
Molecular function (GO): protein binding
Source: RefSeq, a predicted model, not a curated record
CUCCUCAAGGCCGGCGCAGACGUCAACGCCCAAGGCGGAGAAUACGGGACCGCACUCCAGAUUGCGGCAAUGAGAGGCAAUGAAGACACGGUCCGAAUGCUGUUAGAUAACAAAGCAUCAGCUCUCAUCGACCCACGAACACGAGACGACUCAUCUUUGCUCCAUGCUGCUGUGGCAUCUGGAAGCCUGGAAAUAUUGAGCAUUCUUCUCAAUAACGGCGCG